AUGGCAGCAAAAAUUGUGUAUAAUAUGAAUUUCACAGCUCUGAUCGGCUACACUGAUAUGAAGCCUGAUAUCAAGUACAGGGCAAGAAUUGGAACAGCUGAUUUCGAUUUCUUGAUUUUCGAAGUAAAACAACCCAGAUCGAUUGCCGAAGAUGGUUUGUUCAAGGUAUCUAUUGAGCUACAACUCAUGCUCAAUCGUAUGGUCAAAAAAAAAUAUACCACAGCCUGUUGUCUACGGAGUUGUUAUAAAAGAAUGGAAUUGGUUGCUCCUUUAGUUUAUCUGUUUACUAAGAUACAGACACUCUAUAUUCCAAGAAGUGUGUACGACUUUCAUGUGUUACUAGGGGCCAUCCCUGCACUGCUGCAAUUAGAGCAGCUUGUAGUUAACGAAGUAUCAAAGGCCAGAAGAGACAUUAAUUCUGAUGAAAAUGAUAAGCUGGGCUGUGUAAGAUCACCUUUGACUCUCCUUAGAAAAUUUUAAACUUGAAAUAUGUAUAUUUUAUAAUAUUUUCUUACAAAAUUUGGUGACC
Molecule: messenger RNA, 529 nt
Organism: Cokeromyces recurvatus
Lineage: Eukaryota; Fungi; Mucoromycota; Mucoromycetes; Mucorales; Mucoraceae
Exons: 3
Coding region: 1-480 (159 amino acids)
Source: RefSeq, a predicted model, not a curated record